Messenger RNA from Arxiozyma heterogenica, 2304 nucleotides. It is a transcript of the gene SGO1, whose product is annotated as Sgo1p. The coding region runs from base 1 to 2304 and encodes 767 amino acids. Lineage: Eukaryota; Fungi; Ascomycota; Saccharomycetes; Saccharomycetales; Saccharomycetaceae. Gene Ontology annotation, cellular component: nucleus; chromosome, centromeric region. Gene Ontology annotation, biological process: meiotic chromosome segregation. The record is from RefSeq and is a predicted model, not a curated record. The transcript has a single exon.
AUGGUAAGGUAUAUGAGACCUAGAAGAACUUCCUUUCCAGAUGAAUUAAGUCCUGAUAAAUUCUCAAUACAAAGUAAUGACAAACAAAAGAAUAAUACUGGUCGUGUUGCUACUAGUAAUACUAGUAAUACUACUACCACUAUUACUACCCCUAAUAAGAAAUAUCCCACAAAUAUACCCAUUCAAGAACUAGAAAACUUGUUUCAUAUAAAAAAGGAAAGAAAAGAUACAAAAUUCAUGAAUCAUUUGCAACAGAAUAUUCAAUUUGCCAAAGAAAAUAAUUUACUCAAAAUUAAAAUCAAUGAAUUGGAAUCAAGAUUAAAUAAUCUGUUAAGAGAGAAUUUAAAUUUAAAACAACAAAACUCAAUCAAUGAAUUACAAUAUAAAAAAACAUUAAAUGAACAGAUUAAUAUCUUGGAAUAUGGAAUGUUUAAAAGAUUCGAUGAAAUUAUUCUCAUGUUUGACAAUAUAAGAAAAAGAGAGCAUCUAUCUAUCAAUUUAAACCCACUUUGGAAUAAAUAUCAUCCUGAUAAUAAUAAUAAUAAUAAUAACCAUAGCAUGCCUAAUCCAUCUAAUUCUCUGUUGACUCCUUCAAAAAAAAGAAAUAGAAGAAAAUCUAUGUUUAUUCAAAGCGAUGACUUACCUUCAAUAAAUAAUGAUAUUCAAAAUAAUCCUAUCUCACAAUCCCCAGAUAAUUAUAUUGAGAAAUUUUCCAUUCCAAUCUUGAAACAUCCAGAUAAUUCAAUAGAUCAAGAUGCAUUUAAUAUUGAUAAUAAUAAUAAUAAUAAUAAUAAUAAUAAUAGCAGUAACAGCAAUAGUAGUAGUGAUAGAUCUAGUCCUUCUAUUUUGGAUUAUUCAAUUCCAGAAGAACCAGAAGAAAAAUUGGAUAAUAGUAAACAGAAUGAUACUAAGAAAAAUAACACAAAAGUACAAGAUGUUAGUAUCCCCAUUCCCAUAGCACAAUCAAACGAUAGCUAUAAACAACCUGCCACUCCAUCUGAAUCUAUUACAAAAAAAAAUCAGCGCAAACGUACCAAGAAACAUCCUCCAAGGACUCAAAAGAUUACAAAAAAAUCAAUUUCAAAAGACGAUAUAAUGCCCAAUACAACACCUAAUAUUGACACUGAUAUAGAUAUAAAUAAAAUUAAACAUUCAAAAGAAAACUCGUUUUCAUCUGGACAACCUGUCUUAGAAGGUAGAUCAUUAAGAAGGUCCACAAGGGGGAAAGUUGUUAAUUAUAAAUUACCCUCAUUAAGAGCCAAAAUGAGAAGACCUACAGAAAAAUUAGUAGAUGCUACCAUUGUUAAUGAUAUACACGAAUAUGAAGUAAGUUUGAACAAAAAUACAAUAGUUAAAGAAGAGCCAACAACUCCACCUCUGAAACAUAUGGCUGAUGAAAUAGUUUCGGAUUCAAAUCAAUAUAAAGCUAACGAUAAACUUAAAAAAGAGGAAAUUAAUUUUUCUAAGGAUAAAAGUACAAAACUACAACAAAGUAUCCCUUGUACUGAUCAAUCGGUGAUUAUAAAUCCUGAUAAACAUAAACUUAUAGCCUCAAAUCCAAAGAGUACAGCUUUGAGAAAGAAAACUGAAAUAUACAACGAUCUCCCGCAGGAUUCUGCUGAAACAUUCUCUGAAGAUCCUGAUGCUAUAACUCAAGAGGUAAAAUCAAAUAAACUUACUACAAAUAAACCAUCAAAAAAAAGAGAUAUAAAUAGCAUAUUAGAUAAUAUGGGAGAUAAAAAAAACAAUACUAAUAAAAGAGUAAAUCUUACCAAAGGUGAAUGUUUAAAAAUGAAACAUACUUUUGAUCUUAAAUCUAAUAAAAAUUUGGUUUCUCCUUCUUCUUCUCCCUUUUUCUCCAUUUCUGUCUCCUCGUCUAAACCUUUUACAUCAGGUAAAUUAAGCUCCAGUAAUAAUAAUAAUAGUAAUUCUUCCAAUCAAAUACUAUCUGAUAUUACAAACAAAAAUAAACCGGGGAAACAAAUAACUAAAAAUAAUAAAAAAAAAUUAUUAAAAACUGCAAUUAUUAAUGAUUUGUACAAUGACGCAGAAGAUUUAGAUAUCUAUGACAAAUGGAAUAAAACCACAACAAGCCCUUCUUUAUCUUCUGCUUCAUCAUCAGCAUCAUUUAGAUCAUUAUCCUCAUCCUUCCAUUAUCAAGAGCCCAGAAAUAAUAAUAAAGAAAAUAGAACUAUUAGUUUUAGAUUUAGUGAUGAUGAUUUAUCUGUAUUUGAUUUACUAGAUAAAUCAAGAACUAAUACUAAGAAAGUAAAAGCUAAAUGUACCAAAGAGAAAAGUAAAUAA